Molecule: messenger RNA, 4141 nt
Organism: Labrus mixtus (cuckoo wrasse)
Lineage: Eukaryota; Metazoa; Chordata; Actinopteri; Labriformes; Labridae
Gene: naa15b
Product: N-alpha-acetyltransferase 15, NatA auxiliary subunit b
Exons: 20
Coding region: 125-2719 (864 amino acids)
Biological process (GO): N-terminal peptidyl-methionine acetylation
Cellular component (GO): cytoplasm; NatA complex
Molecular function (GO): protein-N-terminal amino-acid acetyltransferase activity; protein binding
Source: RefSeq, a predicted model, not a curated record
UCGAGCAGAGCGGCUGGAGCGGGCGAGUCAGAGCCAUCACUCCGCUCUACUCGUCUGGACUAACCCGGGCUAACUUUAGCUACAUGUGCUGAGGUCGAGGGACAAACUGAGCUCAACCGCAACAAUGCCGACAGUUACUUUACCGCCGAAAGAGAACGCGCUCUUUAAAAGGAUUUUGCGAUGUUACGAACACAAACAGUACAGAAACGGACUGAAGUUCUGCAAACAAAUCCUAUCCAACCCCAAAUUUGCAGAACAUGGAGAGACACUUGCAAUGAAGGGCUUGACCCUGAACUGUCUGGGGAAGAAGGAGGAGGCCUAUGACCUGGUGAGGAGAGGCCUGCGCAACGACCUCAGGAGCCAUGUCUGCUGGCAUGUUUACGGCUUACUGCAGCGUUCAGAUAAGAAGUACGAUGAAGCCAUCAAGUGUUACCGCAACGCUCUGAAGUGGGACAAAGACAACCUGCAGAUCCUCAGAGACCUUUCCCUGCUUCAGAUCCAGAUGCGAGACCUGGAGGGCUACAGGGAGACACGCUACCAGCUGCUGCAGCUGCGUCCAGCACAGAGGGCCUCCUGGAUCGGCUAUGCCAUCGCAUAUCACCUCCUGGAGGACUAUGAGAUGGCUGCUAAGAUCAUUGAAGAGUUUAGGAAAACACAACAGACGUCUCCAGACAAAGUGGACUAUGAAUACAGUGAAUUGCUGCUGUACCAGAACCAGGUGCUGAGGGAGGCAGGCCUGUAUAAAGAGGCGCUGGAGCAUCUGUCCAACUACGAGAAGCAGAUCUGUGACAAACUGGCUGUGGAGGAGACACGAGGAGAGAUACUGUUAAAAUUGGAGCGUCUGGACGAGGCAACUGAAGUUUACCGCCGUCUGCAGGAGAGGAACCCGGAGAACUGGUCCUAUUACCGUGGCUUGGAAAAUGCACUAAAACCAAACAGUGUGGAGGAGAGACACAAGAUCUAUGAGGACGCCUGGGAGAAGUUUCCCAGAGGCCUGGUUCCUCGUCGGCUGCCCCUCACCUUCCUCUCUGGUGAGAAGUUCAGAGAGUGUCUGGACAGAUAUUUAAGGAUGAACUUCAGUAAAGGCUGUCCGCCUGUCUUCACCACUCUCAAAUCACUGUACAACGACAAAGAAAAGGUGUCAAUAAUCGAGGAUUUGGUGGUCGGCUAUGAAACCACAUUAAAAAGUUGUAGAAUGUUCAACCAGAAUGAUGACGGGAAAGAGGAACCACCGACCACUUUGCUCUGGGUGCAGUACUUCCUGGCGCAGCACUUCGACAUGAUUGGCCAACAGACACUGUCCCUAGAAUACAUCAACGCAGCCAUUGAGAGUACACCUACACUCAUCGAACUCUUCCUAAUCAAAGCCAAGAUUUACAAGCAUGCUGGGAACAUCAAGGAGGCUGCUCAGUGGAUGGAUGAGGCCCAGGCUCUGGACACAGCUGACAGAUUUAUCAACUCCAAGUGUGCCAAGUACAUGCUGAAGGCUGGCAUGAUCAAGGAGGCGGAAGAAAUGUGCUCCAAGUUCACACGGGAGGGAGCGUCAGCAGUGGAGAACCUCAACGAGAUGCAGUGUAUGUGGUUCCAGACAGAGUGUGCACUCGCAUACAAGGGCAUGAACAAGUUUGGUGAUGCCCUGAAGAAGUGCCAUGAAAUUGAACGGCAUUUUGUGGAGAUAACAGACGACCAGUUUGACUUCCACACCUACUGCAUGAGGAAAAUGACGCUACGCUCCUACGUGGACCUGCUUAAGCUAGAGGACGUGCUCCGGAUGCAUCCCUUCUACUACAAGGCGGCCAUCACGGCCAUACAGAUCUACCUGAGCCUCCACGACAAUCCCCUGACGGAUGACAGCAAGGAGCUGCAGGCAGACACUGCUAAUCUUUCGGACAAAGAGCUGAAGAAGUUGAGGAACAAGCAGAGGAGGGCCCAGAAGAAGGCCCAGCUGGAGGAGGAGAAGAAGAAUGCAGAGAAGGAGAAGCAGCUCAAGAACCAGAAGAAGAAGAAGGAGGAUGAUGACGAGGAGAUCGGAGGUCCCAAGGAAGAGCUAAUUCCUGACAAACUGGUCAAGGUAGAAAAUCCACUGGAAGAAGCAGUCAAGUUCUUGAUGCCUCUAAAACAUCUGGUCAAGGACAAAAUCGACACACACCUACUGGCCUUUGAGAUCUACUUCAGGAAAGAAAAAUACCUGUUAAUGCUCCAGUCGGUGAAGGGAGCGUUGGCCAUCGACGCAGAUCACCCGUGGUUACACCAGUGUCUUGUUCGCUUCUUUAAAGGAGUCUCAGAGAGUAAGGAGCUGCCGGAGGUGGUCAGGACGGUGCUGAAGCAGGAGAUCGCCCGGCUGUUUGGGGACAGCAACGCAAAGAGCUUUAACCAGGCCUACCUCACCAAGCACUCAAACUCCAUACCACAUCGACUUGCUGCUGCUAAGAUGAUGGUGUAUCUGGACUCAUCGACAGAAACAAAGGCAGCAGAACUGGCAACUUCACUAGAUGAGUCACUCAACAACAGAACAAUACAGAUCUGCACAGAGGUCCUGGAGUGUCUUCGGAGCGGCCUCCUGGGCGAUUUUAAGGACCGCGCUGAGUCGUACCGCACUGAGUGUCACAAGCUUUAUCCCUACACGUUAGCGUUCACGCCCCCAGGAUACGAGGAGAACACCAAGAUCGCCAAUGGAGAUGUUUCUACAGAAACAGAGGAGAUGGCAAAUGAGAUGUGAGCAGGACAGAACAACAGUGGAUGAGGAAAAAGGAACGGGGCCGAGCAUGAAGCCUUGUGGUACGCCUGGCAGCCAUUUUGUAGAGCCAGACAUGGGAAGCGAGAAAGGGUGUUUCGGUCUUUGGCUCAGCUUAAUCGGGUCUGACUUGGCAUGGCUUGGCUCUCUCCCACAUGGUGAAAAUCAGGACUGUGCGUUUGUGUGUGAGUGUGUGUGUGUAUGUGUGUGUGUGUAGAGAGCAUGUAUGAUGUUGUGUAUAUUGUGGGAAAGAGGGGGGGAAAGAGGAAGACAACCGAAUGGCCAUUUAACUUUUUUAAUAGAGCUGAAAACUAUGCUCAAUCGGAAAAUAAACAGUAAUUAUUGGCAAACUGUUGGGAGAAACUGUGACAGACUGACACAGACGUUUGGUUUCUUCAAAUACGAUCAACAAUGGUGACAGCAACCACUCGGGUUUGACUCUGUGCUGCCCCAACACACGUCUAUCACAUACUGUGUUCCUCUCAUUUUAAAAUGUUAAUUUAAAUAAAGUAGGACACCGCUGUCCCGGGGGAACUGGAGACUGAGCUGAGUGGAUCUGACCUGCCACAGAUCUGAAGGAAGCUGAGCAGGAAGAGUUACCGAGGACCCUGAAGCAGACACCGAAGACAUCCAGUAACCACAGGUGUUUCUGCAUUUGCUGUUGCUCUAUUGAACCAAUUAUCUACAUGUGACAUCACCAGAGUGUGUGAGGAAGAGGCCAAUCCUCAUAUGUUACCAGUUGUUUUUUUUUAUCAAACUGUGCUUCCCUCACAGCUCCCAGCUUAGCUUGGGAAUAUGUUAUCCUUUGUCUGUAAUAUUGGAGCACCUUGUAGCACAGAUUAAAAACUGUAAAAGUUGUGUAUUGGGCUCCAUUUCAAAUACACUGUUUCUCUUAACAUUUUACAUAGUUCUGAGAAAGUUGGAUAGAUCCAAGCAAUACCAUAGAUACCUUCCUCUCCAAUGGAUCAAUAAAACUUGAUGAUUAUAAUUUCUAGAUCUGGUUGAAGUGGUGACACCGAGCCUUCUGGCAGAGCAUUUGUGUUGUUGCUGUUGUCACUGCUAGAGAUGGUUUCAUCUGCAUGUAACAGAGUCUAAUAUUGGAGUUGAAAAAGCUUCCAGGACACCUCACUCCUACAGCUCCUCUUGGUUUAAUAAAAAUGGCUCCUAAAGGUCAGAGUUCAGGCUCCAGGGACGUUAACCCGGAGUAGGAAGAAGUUUCAAGGAGAGUAAACAUACAAGAAGUUGGAAUUUGUCAUUUUACUUUCUCUGUUCCCCCUUUUUUUUCUCCAGCAAUCUCUUUUCUUCCCUUUUUCCUCUAAUUUGGGUUCUAAUGUGAAAGAUGAAAUCUGAGAUGGCGAUGUAAGAUAUCUCUGGAUUUUUGUAUUAAAACUAAACAAAAGAAAACAA